CCGUGACCCGUGCAAGCUGGAGCGUCGUAGACUGUAGUCCACCGAGAAUCAAUGGCGCGAAGCAUGGUGCCGCUGCUGCUUCUGUGCAUGGCCGCGGCCAUGGAGGGCGCGGCGGCGCUGCACCUGUGCGUGGACCGGCUGUACGAUAGCACGCAGGGCAAGCACGACGACGGCCUGCCCCACCUGAACCCGACGGAGGAGGCGACCUGGAUGGCGCUCCUGCCGCGCAAGCUCGGCGCCAAGGCCGAGUUCGACUGGCUCGCGCUCUACCGGAGCCUCACGCGCCACGCCGGCGGCGGCGGCGCCCCAGCGGAGUUCCUCUCCCAGGCGUCCCUGCACGACAUCCGCCUCGGCCCCGGCUCCAUGUACUGGCAGGGCCAGCAGACCAACCUGGAGUACCUCCUCUACCUCGACCCCGACCGCCUCACCUGGAGCUUCCGCCAGCAGGCCGGCCUGCCCACCGUCGGGGAGCCCUACGGCGGGUGGGAGGCGCCCGACGGCCAGCUCCGCGGCCAUUUCGUAGGGCACUACCUGAGCGCGAGCGCGCACAUGUGGGCGAGCACGCACAACGACACCCUCCGGGAGAAGAUGGCCAGGGUGGUGGACAUCCUCGACGACUGCCAGAGGAAGAUGGGCACAGGCUACCUCUCGGCUUACCCCGACGAGGCGUUCGACAUGUACGAGGAGCUCUCCGAGGCCUGGUCGCCCUACUACAGCAUCCACAAGAUCAUGCAAGGCCUUCUGGACCAGUACACGUUGGCCGGGAACAGAAAAGGCCUUGGCAUGGUGGUGUGGAUGACGGAUUACUUCAGCGAACGUGUGAAGAACCUGAUACAGACGCACUCGAUUCAGAGGCACUGGGAGGCGAUGAACGAGGAGACCGGCGGACUGAACGAUGUCAUGUAUCAGCUGUACACUCUGACGAAAGAACAGAAGCACCUGACGAUGGCCCAUCUUUUCGACAAACCGUGCUUCCUCGGCCCCCUCAGCCUUCAUGGUGAUGAUAUAGCAGGGCUGCAUGUCAAUACUCAUAUUCCUGUCCUAAUCGGUGCGCAGAAGAGAUAUGAAGUCGUCGGUGACCAUCUUUACAAGGACAUUGCAACAUUCUUCUUUGACGUUGUAAACUCCUCCCACACAUUUGCGACAGGAGGCACAUCUACCAUGGAACACUGGCAUGACCCGAAGCGACUAGUAGACGAGAUCAAAAUCAGCUCGAACGAGGAGACUUGCACCACCUACAACUUGCUUAAGGUGUCCCGAAACCUGUUCAGGUGGACGAAGGAAGUCAAGUACGCCGAUCACUACGAGAGGCUGCUCAUCAACGGGAUCAUGGGCAACCAGAGGGGAACGCAGCCUGGUGUCAUGAUCUACUUCCUUCCCAUGGGUCCUGGGCGAUCCAAGAGCAUCAGCGGCGGGCCCCCUUCCGGCCUCCCUCCCAAGAACCCAGGAGGGUGGGGAGGUCCAAAUGACACCUUCUGGUGCUGCUACGGGACAGGGAUAGAGUCGUUCUCAAAGUUGGGGGACACCAUAUACUUCCUGGAGGAGGGUGAAGUGCCGGGGCUCUACAUCGCUCAGCACAUACCGAGCACCUUCGACUGGAAGGCGGCAGGCCUCACCGUCGUGCAGCAGGCCAAGCCACUGUUGUCAACGGAUUCUUACUUUGAGGUUACAAUCUCCAUUUCUGCCAAGGGAGAUGCCCAGCCAGCAAAGGUGAGCGUGAGGAUCCCUUCAUGGACAUCCACAGUUGACGCAACGGCAACUCUGAAUGGCCAAAAACUCAACCUGACUUCUGCAGGUAGCUUCACUGAUGAACUACUGAUAUUUCAUAUGUGUACAACUAUGAGAAAUCCCCUGCUUAAAGCUUAUCGUUCUCUCGCAGGUGAUUUCCUCACCUUGACAAAACUCUGGGGCGAUGAUACCUUAGUGCUCCAAUUUCCCAUUAACUUGAGAACCGAGGCAAUCAAAGAUGACCGGCCGGAGUAUGCAUCCAUCCAGGCAGUGCUGUUCGGGCCGCACCUCCUCGCCGGCCUGACACACGGCAACAAGACCAUUAACGCGACCGAGCACUCCAACGACGGCCUGACCCCGGGCAUGUGGGAGGUGGACGCCAGGAACGCCACCUCCACGGCCGACUGGAUCGCCGCGCUCCCUCAUCAGGCGAUCAACUCGCAGCUCGUCACCCUGACGCAGCAGUCCGGCGCGCAGACCUUCGUCCUGUCGGUGUCGGCCACCGACGGCACGCUGACAAUGGACGAGAUGCCCGCCGCCGGCAGCGACGCGUGCGUGCGCGCCACGAUCGUGGUCGACACGUACGUGGUUGACAGCACCGCCGCUGAGCACGGCGCCGCCGCUCCUGUUCUGCAUGGGCCGAACGUGACGAUCGCGCCGUUCGACAGGCCGGGCAUGGCGAUCACCAACGGCUUCGAGGUCAAGCUGCAUCCAGGGCCGGAGGCCCUGUUCAACGCCGUGCCCGGGCUGGACGGGCUCCCCGGCUCGGUGUCCCUGGAGCUCGGCACCAGGCCAGGGUGCUUCGUGACGGCCCCCGGCGGCGCAAGGGGCUACCGCGCCGGCGACAAGGCCCAGGUCGGCUGCCGGACGAGCGGCGGCGACGACGCGGCGUUCCGGAAGGCGGCGAGCUUCACGCAGGCGGCGCCGCUGCGGCGCUACCACCCGCUGAGCUUCGUGGCCAAGGGCACGGAGAGGAGCUUCGUGCUGGAGCCGCUGCGCAGCCUCCAGGACGAGUUCUACACCGUCUACUUCAACCUGGUCACCGCCGCCGCCGACAGCUGAAAGAAACGCGCCGCUGAAGCGCUGACCCUCCAUGUGAAACUGGGAGGGCCGACAGACCAGAGCUUCAGUUCAGAGAGCGGCUGCAGUCUGGCUCUGGCAGUGGCAGUGGCAGUGGCAGAGACAUGUGCCACGGCCACACAAUUACUACAUGUACUGUUGGAGUAGCACCUCCCAUCACCAAAACAAUAGUAAUGCUGUUGCAUGUUCCUCGAGUGAAAACAGUGUUUGUUGCAUGCAUCGAUCUCGGUGUAAGAGCGGCCCGUGUGUGAUGUGGUUGAGAUUUCUCGAGGUUGGCCAA
This is a messenger RNA of Aegilops tauschii subsp. strangulata, 3088 nucleotides long. RefSeq lists its product as uncharacterized. Gene Ontology annotation, biological process: carbohydrate metabolic process. Lineage: Eukaryota; Viridiplantae; Streptophyta; Magnoliopsida; Poales; Poaceae. The record is from RefSeq and is a predicted model, not a curated record.